GUAAAUUAUAAACCUUGAAAAAAGAAAACAAAAAAAUUAGGUGGUGUUCAACCCUAAACCCAGGCUUUUAUGAAGAAGGCAAUAUUGUUGAUGUAGGUAGCUCUGCAACUCUAUAGACAGACACAACUUAAAUGGAGAGCAGUGCGGCCAUGGAUGUUGAGGAGCAACCUUCGCCCAACUCCACCAACGUUAAACGCUUCGGCCUUAAAAACUCUAUUCAAACCAACUUCGGCGAUGACUAUGUUUUCCAAAUUGUCCCAAAGGAUGAUUGGAGUGCAAUGGCGGUUUCACUGUCAACGAGCGCAGUGAAACUAUAUUCACCCAUGGCGGGUCAAUAUUUCGGAGAGUGCAAGGGUCACACCGCAACCAUCAAUCAGAUUUUAUUUUCGGGUCCUUCACACCACCAAGUUUUGUGUUCGUGCUCUUCUGAUGGCACUAUUAGAGCUUGGGACACACGCACAUUUCAGCAGGUUUCUUGCAUCAAUGCGGGUUCUUCGCAGGAGGUUUUCAGCUUCUGUCUUGGAGGAACUAGUGGGAAUUUAGUUGCCGCCGGGUGUAAAUCGCAGAUACUGUUCUGGGAUUGGAGAAAUAUGAAGCAAAUUGCAUGCCUGGAAGACUCUCAUGUAGAUGAUGUCACUCAGGUUCAUUUUGUCCCCAACGAACAAGGAAAGCUUAUUUCUGCUUCAGUAGAUGGGUUGAUCUGCACAUUUGAUACCACUGGAGAUAUCAAUGAUGAUGAUCAUCUAGAAUCGGUGAUUAAUAUGGGGACUUCAAUUGCAAAGGUGGGGAUUUUUGGAGAGAGUUACCAGAAGCUUUGGUGUUUAACACAUAUUGAAACCCUAGGUAUCUGGAACUGGAAAGAUGGUAGAAAUGAAGGAAACUUCUCAGAUGCACGUACUUUAGCUUCUGAAAGUUGGAAUUUGGACCAUGUUGAUUAUUUCAUCGAUUGCCACUACAACAGAGAAUCUGAAAAACUAUGGGUGAUUGGUGGCACUAAUGCUGGUACUAUGGGCUACUUUCCUGUAAAUUACAAAGGAGUGGCAACAAUUGGAGGUGCAGAAGCAAUUCUUGAAGGUGGGCACACAGGUGUUAUUAGGAGUGUUUUACCAAUGUCAAAAAUUCAUUCUAACAGUCCUAGCCAAGGCAUUUUUGGAUGGACCGGUGGAGAAGAUGGUCGGCUAUGUUGUUGGCUAUCUGAUGAUUCCUCUGAAUCAAAUCGAUCUUGGAUUUCAAGCACAUUGAUUAUGAGACCAGAAAAAACUCGCAAGAAAAAUCGUCAUCAACCUUACUAGCAAAGAAUAUUCCCAGCCAUUAACUCUUAUAGUUUGAUACUGAAGGAGCAAUUUUUGUUUCAUUAGCCAACAGUCACUUCUAUUUUCACCUCAAUUUGGGUUGAAAUGCCUUGGAUUUUGAUAAAAAAUUAUGUAUUUGUUGUCAGAUAUGUCCUCAACUGCAUGUAAUAUUUGUACCUUGCCCUUUUUGCUUUUCCAAAAUGCACAGAUCACUUAUCCAUUUUGUAAUCUUGUAUUGGUAUGGAGUAUUAUGUGAUGUUUUUAAAA
Messenger RNA from Vigna radiata var. radiata (mung bean), 1559 nucleotides. RefSeq names its product WD repeat-containing protein 89 homolog. The coding region runs from base 132 to 1292 and encodes 386 amino acids. Gene Ontology annotation, molecular function: protein binding. NCBI's taxonomy places the organism in Eukaryota, Viridiplantae, Streptophyta, Magnoliopsida, Fabales, Fabaceae. The record is from RefSeq and is a predicted model, not a curated record. The transcript is spliced from 8 exons.